GCGGGAGGCGGCGGAGGCGGCGGGGUGGGCAUGCGAGGUGGAGGGGUAGGCAUGCGAGGCGGCGGGAGCGGCGAGAGCGCCCUGGGCGGGGGGAGUGGAGACGGGUAUGGGAGGUUCGGGCUGUGGCAGCACGGUGACUGGAGGAUGAUCAGGUUCGUGUUCGGCGUGCCUGUGACGGCGAGGGACGCAUGGCCGGGUCCGCCUGGCUGGAACGCAUUCCUGGAAGCGCGGUGGUGGGUCGCGGUGCGCUGGCCGUGGCCUAUAACGCGGCGAUGCGUUGCACUUUGGAAGGUGGAUUACCGACGACGACAACGCGGUUCACGCACCAGCGUGAACUCCCAGAGCGCCUCAGCAGCCUGCAAGUACUGCACCACAUCUCUGCUCAUCGUGUCUCCCAACCUGUACCGCACACGCUACAUCUCGUACUGGUCUUUGCCCACGCUGUCGAUCUCGUCGCGGAUGAUGUUCAGGAUGCUGUGUGCCAUCGACGCGAGGUAGGUCGCCCUCUCGCGUGCCGAUUGUUCGUCAUGGGGUGCGCCCGGAGACGGGCGCGGUGCAUGGCGUUGGACGGAAUCGAUGAUGGAGUAGAUGGCAGGGAUGUCCGAGGGGCUUGCCAUGGUGCGCGAGAUGCUUGGUGCAAGAGGAGCGUGGGUCGACUAGCGAGCGGUGCAGAGCGGAAGGCUCAGGCGAGAGCAGCACCUCCGAGGCUGGCAGAGAUAGAAGGAGCCUGGACAAGUGAGAUAAACAGCCAAGGCUUGAGUGAGGAGCACAGGAUCGGUCGAAGAAGACAAGGCUUAGGACCUGAAGCAGCAGUAUAUAGCAAUACGCACAGCCCAGAAUGUUGUUCUUAGGCAUCCGUAGAUACAGUGGACGUCAGUGAGGAUAUACUUAGCGUGCGUACCUGGCAGCCAUCAGUCGAAUGUCGCGAGUGUUGUCCGGAGAAUACAAGACGUAUGCCGACAGGUUGAACCCUGUUUAGACCAUGAAGGCUUCGCAUGGUCUGCAUGCGAGCGUCCUUGGAACGCCUCCCGCAACAUGUGGAAAGAGGAGCCGUCGUCAGUACUUGUGGCAGUAUAGGCGAUGUUCACUGUUCGUACAGAGACGUCGAAGCGGG
Messenger RNA from Fomitopsis serialis, 1114 nucleotides. RefSeq lists its product as uncharacterized. NCBI's taxonomy places the organism in Eukaryota, Fungi, Basidiomycota, Agaricomycetes, Polyporales, Fomitopsidaceae. The record is from RefSeq and is a predicted model, not a curated record. The coding region runs from base 189 to 851 and encodes 220 amino acids. The transcript has 6 exons.